This is a messenger RNA of Physeter macrocephalus (sperm whale), 5711 nucleotides long. It is a transcript of the gene RHOV, whose product is annotated as ras homolog family member V. Gene Ontology annotation, biological process: Cdc42 protein signal transduction; endocytosis; establishment or maintenance of cell polarity. The record is from RefSeq and is a predicted model, not a curated record. Gene Ontology annotation, molecular function: GTPase activity; protein kinase binding; GTP binding. The transcript has 5 exons. The coding region runs from base 4080 to 4790 and encodes 236 amino acids. NCBI's taxonomy places the organism in Eukaryota, Metazoa, Chordata, Mammalia, Artiodactyla, Physeteridae.
GAACAUCCCACUGGGUCAACAGAUACAGCUCAUUGUUUUAAUAACUGCAUAAUAUUUCCUUCUAUGGGUGAACUAUAACUUAAUCAUUUUCCUAUUGAUGGAUAUGCAGCUUGGGUCCAGUUUUUCCUACCACAAAUACUGCUGGAAUCAACAUCCUUGUAUCUAUACCUUUGCAAACUGGUACUUUUCUUUCUAUGGUAUGUAUUCCCCAAAGUGGGAUUGCCAGGUCAAAGUUAUAGAUAUUUCAGUGUUUAACAGACAUUGCCAGAUUGUUUUUCCAAAAGAUGGUGGCAAUUUAUACUCUUUCCAGCAAUGUAUGAGAGUCCAUCUCUGUGUAUCUUCACCAGCAUCAUAUAUUACUGUUUAAAAUUUUUGCUAAUCUGAUAGGUUAAAAAAAAAUGGUAUCUUACUGUAAUUUUGAUUUGCAUUUCCCACAGGUUGAAAAUUAUUUUCAGAUGUUUACUGGAAAAUUUGGAGUUCCUCUUCUGUGAACUGCUUGUUUAUCUUGUUUACCCUCCCUUUUCUGCUGAAAUGUCUUUUUUCGUUUUUUUUUUUUUUUUUUUUUUUUUUGGCUGCACCUCACAGCUUGCGGGAUCUUAGUUCCCCAGCCAGGGACUGAACCUGGGCCCCAGCAGUGAAAGCGCCAAAUCCUAACCACUGGACCACGAGGGAAUUCCCUGGACUGUCUUUUUCUUAUUAAUUUCUAAGGGCUUUUUUUUUUUUUUUUUUGCGGUACGUGGGCCUCUCACUGUUGUGGCCUCUCCCGUUGUGGAGCACAGGCUCCGGACGCGCAGGCUCAGCGGCCAUGGCUCACGGGCCCAGCCGCUCCGCGGCAUGUGGGAUCCUCCCAGACCGGGGCACGAACCUGUGUCCCCUGCAUCGGCAGGCGGACUCUCAACCACUGCGCCACCAGGGAAGCCCUCUAAGGGCUUUUUAAGGAACAGGAAUGGGCCCACCAGUUCCAGAAAGUGGCAGAGCUGGUGGCUUGGCCAGCAGGAAGCCAUGCUCGUGACGUGUACCCAGGAACAUGGCCACAGCGCUGUGGGAGCACGCAGGAGCGGGAUCCCACCCAGGAUACCACAUUACAUUUAAUUGUCAUGUCUCCUUAGGCUCCUCUUAGCUGUGGCAGUUUUUCAGACUUUCCUUGUUUUUGAUGAUCUUGACAGUUUUGAGGAGUACUGGGCCAGCAUUUUGUAGAAUGUCUCUCAGUUGGAACUUUUCCGAUGUUUUUCUCAUGAUUAGGCUUGAGUUCUUCAGAGGUAAAAUGUCAUUCUCAUCACAUCACAUCAAGGGUACAUACUAUCAACUUGACUUAUCAAUGUUGAUCUUAAUCUUGAUCACCUGCUUGAGGGAGCGUUUGUCAGGAUUCUCCACUGUAAAGUUAUUUUUUUCCCCACCCUUUCAGACUGUCCUCUUUGCAAGGAAAUCACUAUGCACAGCCCACAAGACUGCUGGUUUACACUCCUCCUUCAAGGUGGAGUAUCUACCUACAUAAUUUGGAAUUCUUCACAGGAGAUUUGGCUAUUAUCCCCCAUUUAUUUAUGUAUUCAAUCAUUUAUAUCAGAAUAGACUUGCAGCUAUUUAUUUUAUACUUGGGGUUAUAAUCCAAUACUGGUUUAUUUUGUCGCUCCUAUUGUCCCAGAUUUGGCUUUUGGAAGCUCUUUCAGUUGGCCCAUGUCCUCUAACUUAUCUCCAACUUCCUGUUGUUUUGUUUGUUUGUUUAGCACUUCCUUACUUUCUGUGCUACAAAAUGUUCCAGGCUCAUCUUGUAUAUUUCCUACUCCAAUCCUAAAAUCAAUCAUUUCUCCAAGGAGAAAGUCAAGGUGACGUUUUAGUCUUAGCAAAUGUGUAUCUGACUGGAAGUUGGGACAGACAAUCCGUCAGGUGGGCAGGAAUAAGACUCAAGCCACCCUCGCGAGGGGACUCUCCCAGCAGCAGCAGCCAGAAUUACAAGCCCUUAGCUGAGAAAUAGAUGACUCACCAGCUCCCCAGGUUGUCUCCUCCCUCCCCCUCUUGCUGACAAGACUGUCCCUAAACCAGCUCCAACAGAGCGACCUAGGUUAGAAAGUGUCCCCACCCAAGGGGCCAGUGAAGAAUGGCCUGUUGCAGGCCAAGUUAGGGCUUUAACCAUAGCCAGCUGAUACCUCCCCCCAUUUGUGUAUUUGUGUAUUAUUUAUACCCCUUCUACCUGCAGAAGGAAUUAAACAGAAUUACCCUCAAAUUUCAGCUACAAUAAAACUAUUAAAGCUUGGGUAAAAGGACAAGAGUGCUGUGAAGAAGAGCGUGUGUGUGUGUGUGUGUGUGUGUGUGUUGUGUUGGGUUGGGUGUGUAUGUGUGUGUGUGUGUUAACUUUGUCCCAGACACCUGGGCUGAGGCAACUUCCCCAGGUUCCCUGAAUAACAGAUUGCUAGCACCAGAAGGACUUUAAGAAAUAUAUAUGCUUCACCUGGCAUUUUAUAGCUGAGAUGGAGCAAGUGAUUUCUCAGGAAUCACACAGCUAAUGAGCUGAAGAACUAGGAAUACUGGGACACGUCUCUUGAUGUCUAGGUCUUUUCAAAUCCCCAUUCUUGCCUCCCUUUCCAGGAGAGUAAAAAGAAUAGCUUUUAGACCUCCUGGGUGAUACAAUGGCAAGACAACACUUAGAGGCUUCUUUCACUUGCUAGAUGAAUAAACUUAUGUGGAUGUGUCUGAGAAGUCAUUGGGGGCUAUAAUUAGGGGUUAUUCGCAUCCCCAGACACUCGGACAUAGGGAAUGUAGGAUGUAGACAUUGGGAUGCAGAAGUGGAUACUGGGGAUCCUAACAUUUCUCCACAGUCAAGCUUUAAAUGGUUAAAUCAGCAAUGUUCUAGUUGUCCUCAACUUUUGACCAACAGUGGGGGGAAAAAAAGAAAAAUAAAUAAAAACCAGGGGUCCUGAGACUUUUUUCAAGAGAUUUAGAGAUUUUGGCUUAGGGAUUUUUAUACUACCAACUGUUUGAGAAAUUGGAUUAUCUCUUUUCUUUAAUAUUCACUGCCCUAUCCGCCUCCCAACACUCUCCCUUCAACUCAUGAAUGAGGUGUUUUCAAUGAUCUUUGUGUAGGCUGAGAUCUUUGUACAGGCUUGGAAUUCAGAGAAAGGAUUCUGGGCCUGGUGUCACUUGGUGUGGCUGUAAUAAAGAGAUGAAAUUAGCAUCAGGCUAUUUUUCACUUGCUCUCUUGGUGACCUUCUUAGUGCUACCUGGGAUAUCAUGUCUCUGUCUGUAAACUCCUUCUAAGGCAAGGACAGUGGGCGGCCCAGAACAGCAUCAGCAAAUAGGUAAUUACUAUGUGCUUUUGAUGAUGAUGAUGAUGAAGAUAAUAUUAGGAACUUUGCGGAUUUAGAAAAUAUUCAAUUGGAGGACUGUCCUUGAAGAUACUCCCCAGCUAGCUUCUCCAGCACCCUGAGUUCCUUUAGAGGAGCAGAGUGAAGGUGUUUAAAGCCUCCCUUCACGCUGAGUCUAGAGGAAGCUCUUCGGUGGAAGGGGGUCGUUACACUCCUGCCUGCUGAGUUCACGCCUGAGUUUAUCUUCUGCCUCUUCAUGAUCUCUAUAUUAAAAAAAAAUAAUUCAUUAAUUAGUAAAAUUAUUAUCCAGACUUUUUUUUCUCGUACAAACAUAUGUCUAGUUUUUUGUUUUAAUUUGAACAAAGGUUUAAUCUGAACAUGCUGCAUUAUGUGUUCUGCAAUUUGCUUCUUCCUCCUAACAAUAAAUCCUGGAUAUCUUUCUCUGCCAAGAUACCUAGAUCUGCCUCAUUUGGGCAAGUCUUUGUCCUCGUACCUGUGUGAUUCUCCGAGCGUCAGUUUUUGGCCUGCCUCUCUUCGUCAGGGUGUGAGAGAUUGCCUGACCUCUUGCUGCAGAGGGAGGUCCUGGAGGAGGCCUGGAGGGUGGGCGGGGCCCGAGGCCGCACUGGAUAUGCAGAUGAGGUAGGCGGGGCCCCCACAUAUACCCGCGGGUAGCUGCUGGCGGUUGAGCCGGGUCUCGGCUGAUUCAGUCAGAGGUAGCCUACGGACCCUGCUUCACCGAGCACAGCGGAACCUGGUCCCCGGCUGUCCCCGGAGCGGGCCAUGCCCCCGCGGGAGUUAAGCGAGGCCGAGUCGUCCCCGCUGCGGGCCCCGACCCCUCCGUCGCGGCGGGGCAGCGCGUCCCCAGAGCUGGGCAUCAAGUGCGUGCUGGUGGGCGACGGCGCCGUGGGCAAGAGCAGCCUCAUCGUCAGCUACACCUGCAAUGGGUACCCCGCACGCUACCGGCCCACAGCGCUGGACACUUUCUCCGUGCAAGUCCUGGUUGACGGAGCCCCGGUGCGCAUUGAGCUCUGGGACACAGCGGGACAGGAAGACUUUGAUCGCCUUCGCGCCCUCUGCUACCCGGACACGGAUGUCUUCCUGGCCUGCUUCAGCGUGGUGCAGCCCAGCUCCUUUCAAAACAUCACAGAGAAAUGGCUGCCAGAGAUCCGCACCCACAACCCCCAGGCGCCCGUGCUGCUGGUGGGCACCCAGGCCGACCUGAGGGACGAUGUCAAUGUACUGAUUCAGCUGGACCAGGGAGGCCGGAAAGGCCCCGUGCCUCAACCCCAGGCUCAGGGCCUGGCCGAGAAGAUCCGGGCCUGCUGCUACCUGGAGUGCUCUGCCUUGACGCAGAAGAACUUGAAGGAGGUGUUUGACUUGGCCAUUCUCAGCGCCAUUGAGCACAAAGCCCGGCUGGAGAAGAAACUGAACGCCAAAGGUGUGCGCACCCUCUCCCGCUGCCGCUGGAAGAAGUUCUUCUGCUUUGUUUGAAGAGCUGUGGCAGCAAAAUGAUCAGUAGGCCAAUGGCCACAGACUUCUAGAACCUGGGGCACGGGACCUUUGAGGGACCUGCUGGCAGGGCCAGGUCACCCCCAUGGGACUCAGUUCCCAUCUGAACACUGUGGCAACACAGCCUCCAACUGCCCACUCUAAUGUGCCAGGGUGAGCCCAGGGCCUGGAGGAGGGAAGGCUCUGACUUGGAUUUCUGUGGAUUUCUCUGACUUGGAUUUGUCAAGUACAGAGAAAUCCCAGUACUUUGAUUUUCAUGGGAUUAUCCUAACAGUGUCAGCUGCCUCCAAGCAGUUUGGGAUCCAAUACCCAGUUUCUUAUCAUGGGCCCUCAGGUCAAUCUGGCUGAAUUAGGACCACUCCUGGUGGUCCCCACCCGCUCCUUGGCUCAGGGGUGAGGAAGAGCCUGGGGAACAGCUGGGCAUCUUGGAGGGCUGGAAGGCGUCUGGCCGUGAAUUGGAGAGAAGUUUAGGAUGGAUUGGGUAAGACAGAGGUCAGUGAGAGAUUGAGAGGGAUCCGAAAGUAAAGGCUUGGAGCCUUGGGACUGGAGGCAGGCUGGGGAGGAGGAGGCAGACGAGAGGGCUAAGCUUGGAAGGAAGAAGAGAAAGAAGGAGAGCAGAGAAGUGGGGCAGCUGAGGAGCAAGGCUGCCACCUGGGCUGUCCUCAACCCCCAAGGCCAGGGAGGGUAGGGCUGGUCCCUGGGAAGAACUGGGUCUCAGUGCUCCCUAGGCACUGCCCAAACUGGCUAGGCCAGGAGUGGGGCAGGAAGUGAGAGACAAGGCCCAGCAAGAGGAGGGGGAGGAGCUGCAAAUUGGAGCCUGAAGGAAGACGGGGCUUUCUCCAAGGUCACAACCUAGAAGAUAAGGCAGUGCGGAGUCUGCAAAUAAAGCCUUAAGUUUCUGAA